GACUGUGGCAGAAUGCAAGCCCCCCUCUCUCCCCCUCCCUCCUUCGAUGUGGAAGGAGUAGACACAUCUCCCUCUCUCUCUGCUGUUUGAGGCUGACAGCUACUUUUGUUUGACCCCAGAGCACCCUUGCCAGGGCUGUUAGGAGAAGGGAGUGCCGAGGCUCCAGGGAGCCCGCCGCUGGGCGCCCGCGGCCAGCGUGGGGGUGCAGAGAAGCUUCUGAAAUGCCUACAGUCAGAUCUGAUCAGGCUAUAAAAAACGGGACUCUUGUCAAGACUCCGCCCUUUGGUGCAGAUCUCUUGGAGCACGAGUGAGUUGCUGCCGCCAAGAGCCCUGCCCCACCCCAGGAUGGAGACUCCGCUUGCCUUGCCGUCACGUGUAGACGAUACCUCUGAGAAGGUCCUUGGGUCUGUUGCUGCCAAGUGCUGAACAAGUGACUCCACAACAUAAAGGAAUAAAAUUGUUUGAAGUGUAAUCCCACAUCCAUUGCUAUCUAGAAAAUGUCUUAUGGAUCCAUUGAUGGGAGUGGAUUUGGGAGCAGGAAUCCAUUUGGAGGGCCUUCGAGACAAGGCUAUCAACCUCUCGGCAAGUUGUAGGAAGCAUCUUUGGCCAGGAGAACACCGGGUAGCGCACUGAUUGUCCCUGUUGACAUGGGUUGGCUUGUUCACAGAGCUACCCAGAUUGAUCCCAGUGAACUACAGGAACUUUUUCAGGAGACUUCAGCCAAUGUCUUCCGAAUUAACUCCAAUGUGACCUCUUUGGAGAGAAGCCUUCGAUCUCUGGGGACCUCAAAUGAUACUCAAGAGCUGCAGGAUGGACUGCAUGCAACCCAGCAGGAGACUAAUAAAACCAUCACGACUAGCACCAAAGCCAUCAAGCAGCUGUCUGAGGUUGUCAGAGGCUCAUCCAGGCAAGAACGACUUCAGCUGGACAGGCUGAUGAACCAGCUUUCAGAUGCCAUCCAGAGAUACGGAGCUGUGCAGAAGAAAAUAGCAGAGAAAUCCAAAACUUUGCUUCCUACUGGGCAGAGAAGUACCAAACAGAGCCCUAGGACCCCCUUCUCUGACGUACCUGAUAAUGAGAAGAUCUUUAACGGGGGAGAUGACACGUGGCAGAACCAGAACCAGGAUCAAGCCUUGCUGUCGGAAAUCACGGAGAAGGAUCUGGAAGUCAUCCGUCAACGGGAAGAGGCCAUUCAGCAAAUUGAGAGUGACAUGUUGGAUGUGAACCAGAUCAUUAAAGACCUGGCCUCCAUGGUGCAUGAGCAAGGAGACACAAUAGAUAGUAUUGAAGCCAACAUUGAGACUGCAUCUUCUAAUGUAGAAUCAGCCAAUGAGCAGUUGGCAAAAGCCAGUCAGCACCAACUACGAGCCAGGAAGAUGAAGUGCUGCCUUCUCUCUGUCGCAUUGGCCGUUCUGGUGUUCAUUGUCAUAAUCAUUGUGGUCUCUGUCAAGCACUGAUCUGGAUGCAGUUUCCACAGAGCCCGUGAUCAUCCUGUGAAGUGGAAUGGAUUCUCAAGGCGUUUCACAUUCAAGCCCUACGUCAAUGUCUGCUUUACUGAUCACGUCAUAUUAAAACACCUAUAGCAAACAAACACUAAUUGUAUGAAAGAAAAGCUAAGUUCUAUACUAUGUUGUUAGUAUAAUUGUGAAUAAUUUUUCCUUGUUUUUUAUUCUUCCUUUGUUGCAAACAUAUUUUACCUUAUUUUACAGAUUUUAAUGAUGUCUCCUGUGUAUCUGGGGAGUGAUAUUUCUUUGCCUCCAGAUUUGCUAUAUGGUGUGUUGUGAGAUCCACAGCUGUUAUUUCAUCUUUGCUUGUGUUUUUAACAUGCUCUUGAUCUCCAGCUCAAGAAAACCAUGAAAGUUGACAUGUUUUGUCUGAUUCUUUUUUUUGUUGUUGCUUUUGUAUAUUUUAAAAAACAAUCUAGCUCAGAUUCUCAUACUGUGCACUGCUGCUUUAGAAUGCCCUCUGCCAGAUCUGAGCUAAGCACUUUCACAAUUAUAUGUGCCAUUUACAAACACAUCAAUUAGAUGCUUAUUUGAUCCCAUUGUAUGCAUAGAAGACCACAUUUAUUUAUGGGAAACACUAGUGAAAGACGAGGACAAAUAAACAUUAAGACACAUUUUUACAAUUUUUUCAUAAAGGCCUUUAGUCUGUCAAAAAGAUCAAGCAAGGCAACUCAUUAAAAAUGUCAGAUUUUGCAUUACAUUUCAUUUCAUAGGUUUUAAUGCAACCAGCAUUUGGGAUUUUGUUUCAUUGUCACCCACAAUAUUCUCUGCUGAAAACAUCAUUGAAAAUGUCAUUAAAAUGCUUUUUUAAAGGUGUCGUGUACUAGAAAUGCAGCUUUCCUCCAGUAAAUAAAGCAUUUCAAAAAUUAUUUUAAUUAAAAUGUCAUAGGAAGUAUUAGAGAGAAUUUCACAAAAUUGUGGUUUUUAUUCCUCAUGAAAAGAUACUUCUUUUGACAAAAAUGUUUCUCAUUAGAGAAAAAAAAAAUCAGCUACCUCUAUAUGUUAUGUAUUUUUGGUUACUGUGAAGGUUUAGAAGAGGAUAACAAAUAUUAAACUAGAUUUUCACCUGCACUGCUUUCAAUUACAUGCUUCCUUUUCCAAAAAGCUGACACAGUCUGUCGUCAGUAAAGGCUGAGCACAGAAAAUGCACAGAGAAAUCUUGCAGGUGCUUAAGUUCAUUCAGGGGCAAAACUGUAAAACUUCUUAAAUCGAUGUAGUUAAUUUUGGUGAAGAAAGAAAAAUCAGAAUUUCUGGUGGUUUUUCUCUAGGUCUAUCCUACAAAAUCUACAUAACUGGAUCAUUAUAUCUAAUAUUAAAUAGUUACUAGUUGCUAUUAAGCUCAUUAAUAGCUUGAUGCUAUUUUUUCCAAGCAAGCUUAGUAAUAGCAUGAAAUUACAAAUUAUGAUACCUACUGCUUUACCUUGCUACAGAGAGUUUGCUUCUGAAAUAGAGUGCCCUGCUUGUACCCACCGCAAACUACGGGCUGCCUCUAUCAGCAAAUCUGGCAAACCCUAGAGUGAUGGAAAUGGUUUUCAUCUAGUUAGCAGGAGCUGAAAUGAACCCAGCUCGUAGCUGAUUGCAAGCAAAUAUUUUGAGAGCCUCGAGUUGCAUUUGAACAAGGGAUCCAGAACAAACAAACCUUGCCCAUUUGCUAAUCUCAUUCAUUAGAAGCUCAGUGAUUACCUCAUUAGUAUGAUGCAUUGCAGAGACAGACUGAUGGAGCUUUCGAUGAGCCAGAUUACACAGCAGAUAGAUUUGGCACCAAUGCCCCAGGUGAAGUAUUUCUCUGCUGAAACUGUAAACGCUGCCUGGCUUAGAGCGAGUGUGAAAUUUCCAUGUGGCAAAAUAGAAAUACUCCCCCUGUUGUGUAUUACAGACUUGGUUAUAAUGGAAAAUGUUAUUUCAAAAAAUAAAAAGAAGUAACCAAAAACCAAA
Columba livia (rock pigeon) is the source of this 3440-nucleotide messenger RNA. It is a transcript of the gene TSNARE1, whose product is annotated as t-SNARE domain containing 1. Gene Ontology annotation, biological process: vesicle fusion; intracellular protein transport; vesicle-mediated transport. The record is from RefSeq and is a predicted model, not a curated record. Gene Ontology annotation, cellular component: membrane; SNARE complex; endomembrane system. The coding region runs from base 648 to 1457 and encodes 269 amino acids. The transcript has 14 exons. Lineage: Eukaryota; Metazoa; Chordata; Aves; Columbiformes; Columbidae. Gene Ontology annotation, molecular function: SNAP receptor activity; SNARE binding.